AUGCCGCAAACUCUCUACCCCCGCGGCACGCUCAAAAAGAUCGUGAAAGCGCACGCCAAUCGCCCUCUAAGCAAGAACGUCGACAUUCUGAUCUACCUCAACUAUAUCCUCUUCAUGCAGGAGCUCAUGCAAGAAGCAGGCAUCAAGGCGAAGCAGUCCGGCGAGCGAGGCGUGAGCGCGAAGAGUAUCAAAAAGGUCAGGGAGGGGUGUUUGAGGAGGUGUAAGGGCUGA
Boeremia exigua is the source of this 231-nucleotide messenger RNA. RefSeq lists its product as uncharacterized. The transcript has 2 exons. Gene Ontology annotation, molecular function: protein heterodimerization activity. Lineage: Eukaryota; Fungi; Ascomycota; Dothideomycetes; Pleosporales; Didymellaceae. Gene Ontology annotation, cellular component: kinetochore; nucleoplasm. Bases 1 to 231 code for a protein of 76 amino acids. The record is from RefSeq and is a predicted model, not a curated record. Gene Ontology annotation, biological process: kinetochore assembly; chromosome segregation; mitotic cell cycle.